This is a messenger RNA of Phyllostomus discolor (pale spear-nosed bat), 15453 nucleotides long. RefSeq names its product MYC binding protein 2 (gene MYCBP2). Gene Ontology annotation, cellular component: nucleus. The record is from RefSeq and is a predicted model, not a curated record. The coding region runs from base 279 to 14744 and encodes 4821 amino acids. The transcript has 87 exons. NCBI's taxonomy places the organism in Eukaryota, Metazoa, Chordata, Mammalia, Chiroptera, Phyllostomidae.
CGGGUAGUCCGGGCGGUGAGAGCGGCAGCAGCGGCGGCGGCACCGCCUCCUCCUCACACUCCCGAGGUGGCGGGGUUAGAUGAGCAGCCCCAGUAGCGGCGAGGGCCGUGCAGUGGGGAGAAGGAAAAAGAGGAGGAGGAGGGGGUCGUUGCUGUCUUUGUAGUUUCCUGGUUGCUGGAGCGAGAGGCCACCGCCGGAGCCGUCGUCGUUGGAAAAGGGCUGUGUGUGUGCGCGCGCCUGCCUGCCUGGCCCGCGGGGACCCGGCAGCAGCGGCGAGGAUGAUGAUGUGCGCAGCCAAUGCCUCCCCCGCCGCCGCCUCCUCGGGGGCUGGCGGGGACGGAUUCUUCUCCGCCGCCACUGUCUCUUCCUUCCCAGCGCCGGGGGCGCUGUUCAUGCCGGUUCCCGAGGGGUCCGUGGCUGCUGCGGGGCUGGGGCUGGGGUUGCCCGCCGCGGACUCCCGGGGUCACUACCAGCUGCUGCUGUCAGGCCGGGCCCUGGCCGACCGCUACCGGAGGAUUUACACAGCUGCGCUCAGUGACAGGGACCCGGGGGGCAGCAGCGCUGGACACUCGGCCUCCAGGAAUAAGAAAAUUUUAAAUAAGAAGAAGUUGAAAAGAAAACAGAAGAGCAAAUCAAAAGUCAAGACAAGAAGCAAGUUUGAAAACUUGGAAAAUACAGUAAUCAUACCUGAUAUCAAACUACAUAGCAAUCCUUCUGCCUUUAAUAUUUAUUGCAAUGUACGUCAUUGUGUUCUGGAAUGGCAGAAAAAGGAAAUAUCCUUGGCAGCUGCAUCUAAGAACUCUGUGCAGAGUGGAGAGUCAGAUAGUGAUGAAGAGGAAGAAUCCAAAGAACCCCCUAUCAAGCUUCCAAAGAUCAUUGAGGUUGGACUUUGUGAAGUUUUUGAAUUGAUCAAGGAGACACGAUUUUCUCAUCCAUCCUUGUGCCUCAGGAGUCUCCAAGCCCUGCUUAACGUGCUGCAGGGGCAGCAGCCGGAAGGCCUCCAGUCAGAGCCACCCGAGGUCCUAGAGUCUCUCUUCCAGCUUCUUUUGGAAAUCACUGUUCGAAGCACUGGGAUGAAUGACAGCACAGGACAGUCUCUGACAGCGCUUUCCUGUGCUUGCCUCUUUAGUCUGGUGGCUUCUUGGGGAGAAACCGGAAGGACGCUUCAGGCCAUCUCUGCUAUUCUCACCAACAAUGGCAGUCAUGCUUGCCAAACUAUUCAGGUGCCAACAAUACUGAAUUCACUACAGAGAAGUGUACAGGCAGUGUUAGUAGGAAAAAUUCAAAUUCAGGACUGGUUUAGCAAUGGCAUUAAAAAAGCAGCUUUAAUGCACAGGUGGCCUUUAAAAGAAAUAUCUGUUGAUGAAGAUGAUCAAUGUCUACUUCAGAAUGAUGGAUUCUUCCUUUAUCUGUUGUGCAAGGAUGGAUUGUACAAAAUAGGCUCUGGAUACAGUGGAACAGUGAGGGGCCAUAUAUACAAUUCCACAUCUCGCAUCAGAAACAGAAAAGAAAAAAAAUCUUGGUUAGGAUAUGCUCAGGGUUAUUUAUUGUAUAGAGAUGUGAAUAACCACAGCAUGACAGCCAUAAGAAUAAGCCCGGAAACACUGGAACAAGAUGGAACUGUAAUGUUACCAGAUUGCCACACUGAAGGUCAAAAUAUUUUAUUCACUGAUGGAGAAUAUAUUAAUCAGAUAGCUGCUUCAAGAGAUGAUGGCUUUGUUGUCAGAAUAUUUGCCACAAGUACUGAACCUGUGCUACAACAAGAACUACAACUUAAACUGGCCAGAAAAUGCUUGCAUGCCUGUGGUAUCUCACUGUUUGAUCUGGAAAAGGAUUUGCAUAUUAUAAGUACAGGAUUUGAUGAGGAGUCAGCAAUUCUUGGUGCAGGACGGGAGUUUGCACUAAUGAAAACAGCAAAUGGAAAGAUAUAUUACACAGGCAAGUACCAGAGUCUUGGAAUCAAACAAGGUGGUCCUUCAGCAGGAAAAUGGGUUGAGCUACCAAUUACAAAAUCUCCAAAAAUUGUUCACUUCUCCGUCGGACAUGAUGGCUCUCAUGCCCUUUUAGUUGCAGAAGAUGGAAGCAUAUUCUUUACAGGAUCUGCUAGUAAAGGAGAAGAUGGAGAGUCAACUAAGAGCAGACGACAAUCAAAACCAUAUAAACCUAAAAAGAUAAUUAAGAUGGAAGGAAAGAUUGUGGUGUAUACAGCCUGCAAUAAUGGAAGUAGUUCUGUUAUUUCUAAAGAUGGAGAGCUGUACAUGUUUGGAAAAGAUGCCAUUUACUCUGAUAGUUCAAGUUUGGUAACAGAUUUGAAGGGCCAUUUCGUAAUUCAGGUAGCUAUGGGCAAAGCUCACACUUGUGUUUUAAUGAAGAAUGGAGAAGUUUGGACAUUUGGUGUAAAUAAUAAAGGACAGUGUGGAAGAGACACGGGUGCCAUGAACCAAGGUGGGAAAGGGUUUGGAGUUGAAAAUAUGGCCACGGCAAUGGAUGAAGACCUGGAAGAAGAGCUGGAUGAGAAAGAUGAGAAGUCUAUGAUGUGCCCUCCAGGCAUGCAUAAGUGGAAGCUGGAGCAGUGCAUGGUGUGCACUGUCUGUGGAGACUGUACAGGCUAUGGAGCCAGCUGUGUCAGUAGUGGGCGUCCAGACAGAGUUCCCGGAGGGAUUUGUGGCUGUGGUUCUGGAGAAUCUGGCUGUGCUGUGUGUGGAUGUUGCAAGGCUUGUGCAAGAGAGCUGGAUGGUCAAGAAGCAAGACAAAGAGGAAUUCUUGAUGCAGUGAAAGAGAUGAUACCUUUAGAUCUCCUGUUAGCUGUCCCAGUACCUGGAGUUAACAUUGAAGAACACCUUCAGUUAAGACAAGAAGAAAAACGGCAGCGAGUAAUCAGGAGGCACAGAAUAGAGGAUGGAAGAGGCCCCCUUCUAUUUGCUGGUCCUAUUUUUAUGAACCAUCGAGAGCAGGCUCUAGCCAGACUCAGAUCCCAUCCAGCACAGCUAAAGCAUAAACGGGACAAGCACAAAGAUGGAAGUGGAGAACGGGGAGAAAAGGAUGCAAGCAAAAUCACAACAUAUCCUCCAGGCUCUGUGCGGUUUGAUUGUGAGCUCCGGGCAGUGCAAGUCAGCUGUGGAUUUCACCAUUCAGUGGUUUUAAUGGAGAACGGAGAUGUCUAUACGUUUGGCUACGGGCAGCAUGGGCAGCUGGGACAUGGAGAUGUCAAUUCCAGGGGAUGUCCCACUCUUGUUCAAGCAUUGCCAGGCCCUAGCACACAAGUUACUGCAGGCAGCAACCAUACGGCAGUACUUUUAAUGGAUGGACAGGUCUUCACAUUUGGAAGUUUUUCUAAAGGACAACUGGGCAGACCAAUUCUGGAUGUGCCAUAUUGGAAUGCAAAACCAGCUCCCAUGCCUAACAUUGGAUCAAAAUAUGGAAGAAAAGCUACCUGGAUAGGUGCAAGUGGGGACCAGACUUUCUUGCGAAUUGAUGAAGCACUAAUCAAUUCACAUGUGCUGGCUACAUCAGAAAUUUUUGCCAGUAGACACAUAAUAGGCUUGAUACCUGCUUCUAUAUCAGAACCUCCUCCGUUUAAGUGUCUUCUGAUAAACAAAGUGGAUGGGAGUUGUAAAACAUUUAAUGACUCUGAGCAAGAAGAUCUGCAAGGGUUUGGUGUGUGUCUUGAUCCAGUGUAUGAUGUCAUUUGGAGGUUUCGACCAAAUACUAGAGAACUGUGGUGUUACAAUGCGGUGGUUGCUGAUGCCAGACUUCCUUCUGCAACAGACAUGCAGUCCCGAUGCAGCAUUCUAAGCCCUGAACUUGCAUUACCAACAGGAUCAAGGGCUCUCACCACCCGCUCUCAUGCAGCUUUGCACAUUCUAGGUUGUCUUGAUACCUUGGCAACUAUGCAGGAUUUAAAAAUGGGUGUUGCAAGUACAGAGGAGGAGACUCAAGCAGUAAUGAAGGUUUAUUCCAAAGAAGAUUAUAGUGUAGUGAACAGGUUUGAAAGUCACGGAGGAGGCUGGGGUUACUCUGCUCAUUCAGUAGAAGCCAUACGUUUCAGUGCUGACACUGACAUUUUACUUGGUGGUCUUGGUCUGUUUGGUGGUAGAGGAGAAUAUACUGCCAAAAUUAAGCUAUUUGAGUUGGGACCUGAUGGAGGAGACCAUGAAACUGAUGGAGACCUUCUUGCAGAGACUGAUGUGUUGGCUUAUGACUGUGCUGCCAGAGAAAAGUACGCAAUGAUGUUUGAUGAGCCAGUCCUCCUGCAAGCUGGGUGGUGGUAUGUGGCCUGGGCUCGAGUGUCAGGGCCCAGCAGUGACUGUGGGUCCCACGGGCAAGCGUCCAUCACUACAGAUGAUGGGGUUGUUUUCCAGUUUAAAAGUUCAAAGAAAUCAAAUAAUGGUACAGAUGUUAACGCUGGUCAGAUACCUCAAUUAUUAUACAGAUAUUUUGAGAGGAAAAAUGUCACUAGCCCUUCUAGCAUAAAUUUAUGUGUGUCUCCUACCUUCAGACUUCCGACCAGUGAUGGCAGUGCUUCAAAAGGCAAACAGCAAACUAGCGAACCUGUACACAUUUUAAAGAGAUCUUUUGCAAGAACCGUCUCAGUGGAAUGUUUUGAGUCACUGUUGAGUAUUCUUCACUGGAGCUGGACCACCCUAGUCCUAGGAGUUGAAGAACUUAGAGGAUUAAAAGGAUUCCAGUUUACAGCUACACUUCUAGAUUUGGAGAGGCUGCGCUUUGUGGGUACCUGUUGUCUGAGGUUAUUGCGUGUCUAUACCUGUGAAAUUUACCCAGUGUCAGCUACAGGUAAAGCAGUUGUGGAAGAAACUAGCAAAUUAGCAGAAUGUAUUGGAAAAACCAGAACUUUGUUAAGGAAAAUUUUAUCAGAAGGAGUGGAUCACUGUAUGGUGAAGCUGGAUAACGAUCCUCAGGGGUAUCUCAGUCAACCCUUGAGCCUCCUAGAGGCUGUGCUGCAGGAGUGCCAUAACACCUUCACCGCCUGCUUCCACUCCUUCUACCCAACGCCGGCCUUGCAGUGGGCCUGCCUGUGUGAUCUGCUGAACUGUUUGGAUCAGGAUAUCCAAGAAGCAAACUUCAAGACAUCAAGUAGUCGACUUCUAGCAGCUGUUAUGUCCGCUCUGUGUCACACUUCUGUUAAGCUGACUUCCAUCUUCCCUAUUGCCUAUGAUGGAGAAGUACUGCUGCGGUCAAUCGUUAAACAAGUUAGCACAGAGAACGACUCAACACUGGUUCACCGUUUUCCCCUUUUGGUAGCACAUAUGGAAAAACUCAGCCAGAGUGAAGAGAAUAUCUCAGGGAUGACAAGCUUCCGUGAAGUUCUGGAGAAGAUGCUGGUUAUUGUCGUGCUCCCUGUCAGGAACAGCCUGAGGAGGGAAAACGAGCUGUUCUCCUCCCACUUGGUCUCCAACACCUGUGGGUUACUGGCCAGCAUUGUCAGCGAGCUGACAGCGUCAGCCCUGGGAUCGGAGAUUGAUGGACUUAAUUCUCUUCACUCUGUUAAAGCCAGUGCUAACCGAUUCACAAAAACAAGUCAGGGAAGAAGUUGGAACACUGGGAAUGGGUCCCCUGAUGCAAUCUGUUUUUCAGUCGACAAGCCCGGAAUAGUUGUGGUUGGUUUUUCUGUCUAUGGAGGAGGUGGAAUUCAUGAAUAUGAAUUAGAGGUGCUGGUUGACGAUAGCGAACAUGCAGGAGAUUCAACUCAUUCUCACAGAUGGACAUCUCUAGAGUUAGUCAAAGGAACCUAUACAACAGAUGAUUCACCCAGUGAUAUCGCUGAAAUCAGACUUGACAAAGCUGUUCCUUUAAAGGAAAACGUUAAAUACGCCGUGCGCUUGAGGAACUAUGGGAGCCGAACGGCCAAUGGAGAUGGAGGAAUGACCACCGUUCAGUGCCCUGAUGGUGUGACAUUCACAUUCAGCACAUGCAGCUUGAGUAGUAAUGGCACGAACCAGACCAGAGGGCAGAUUCCACAGAUACUUUACUAUAGGAGUGAAUUUGAUGGAGAUUUACAGUCCCAGCUUCUGAGUAAAGCCAAUGAAGAAGAUAAAAACUGUAGCAGAGCUCUCUCUGUGGUAAGCACCGUUGUUCGAGCUGCAAAAGACCUUUUGCACAGAGCUCUUGCUGUGGAUGCUGAUGACAUUCCAGAACUGCUUAGCUCUUCCAGUCUGUUUUCCAUGCUGCUUCCGCUUAUUAUAGCCUACAUUGGACCAGUAGCUGCUGCUAUUCCCAAGGUGGCUGUAGAAGUCUUUGGCCUUGUCCAACAGUUGCUUCCCUCAGUUGCCAUUUUGAAUCAGAAGUAUGCGCCCCCUGCAUUCAAUCCUAACCAGUCAACAGACAGCACCACAGGAAACCAGCCCGAACAAGGCCUCUCUGCGUGUACCACCUCUAAUCACUAUGCCGUCAUAGAGAGUGAACACCCCUAUAAACCUGCAUGUGUGAUGCACUACAAGGUGACCUUCCCAGAAUGUGUACGGUGGAUGACAAUUGAGUUUGACCCUCAGUGUGGUACUGCACAAUCAGAAGAUGUCCUCCGUUUGUUGAUUCCCAUCAGGACUAUUCAGAAUUCGGGAUACGGACCAAAAUUGACAUCUGUCCAUGAAAAUCUUAAUUCCUGGAUAGAGUUGAAGAAAUUUUCAGGAUCUUCUGGGUGGCCUACUAUGGUUUUAGUGUUGCCAGGAAAUGAGGCCCUUUUUUCAUUGGAGACGGCAUCAGAUUAUGUGAAAGAUGACAAGGCUUCCUUCUAUGGUUUCAAAUGUUAUGCAAUUGGAUAUGAGUUUAGCCCCGGACCUGAUGAGGGAGUCAUUCAGUUGGAAAAAGAGUUAGCCAAUCUAGGUGGGGUUUGUGCAGCGGCUUUGAUGAAAAAGGACCUGGCACUUCCUAUUGCAGGUAACGAAUUAGAAGAAGAUCUUGAAAUUCUUGAAGAGGCCGCAUUACAGGUGUGCAAAACCCAUUCUGGUAUUCUUGGAAAGGGUUUAGCUCUUUCUCAUUCACCAACUAUAUUGGAGGCACUUGAAGGAAACUUACCGCUGCAAAUCCAAAGCAACGAACAGUCCUUCCUGGAUGACUUUAUUGCUUGUGUUCCCGGAUCAAGCGGUGGGAGGCUUGCAAGGUGGCUUCAGCCAGAUUCCUAUGCUGAUCCUCAGAAGACUUCUUUGAUUCUGAAUAAGGAUGAUAUUCGUUGUGGUUGGCCUACCACCAUAACUGUUCAAACAAAAGACCAGUAUGGGGAUGUGGUACAUGUUCCCAAUAUGAAGGUGGAAGUGAAAGCUGUUCCCAUUUCUCAGAAAAAAACAUCUUUACAACAAGAGCAAGUGAAGAAGCCUCAAAGGAUCCCGGGCAGCCCUGCCAUCACAGCUGGGCCCUCUAACACCGACAAGACUUUUGGUGGGCUGGCAUCGCCGAAGCUGGAUGUUUCGUAUGAGCCGAUGAUCGUCAAGGAAGCUCGCUAUAUUGCCAUAACAAUGAUGAAGGUUUAUGAAAAUUACUCAUUUGAAGAACUACGUUUUGCAUCACCAACUCCCAAGAGACCCAGUGAGAAUAUGCUGAUCCGUGUCAAUAAUGAUGGCACUUACUGUGCAAAUUGGACUCCAGGAGCCAUUGGACUUUACACUAUUCAUGUUACCAUCGAUGGCAUUGAAAUAGAUGCUGGACUGGAAGUAAAAGUAAAAGACCCACCAAAAGGGAUGAUACCACCAGGAACUCAGCUGGUCAAACCAAGGACUGAACCUCAACCAAAUAAGGUUCGGAAAUUUGUGGCCAAGGACAGUGCAGGGCUCCGCAUCCGCAGCCACCCCUCCCUCCAGAGCGAGCAGAUCGGCAUAGUGAAAGUCAACGGGACCAUCACUUUCAUUGACGAGAUUCACAAUGACGAUGGUGUGUGGCUGAGACUGAAUGAUGAGACAAUAAAGAAGUAUGUUCCUAACAUGAAUGGUUACACUGAAGCCUGGUGCCUCUCUUUUAAUCAGCAUCUUGGCAAGAGUCUUCUGGUCCCUGUUGACAAUAUCUUUAAUGCUAGCCAAGGAGUCAGGGAUUUGGACGUAUUUUCAUGGACUUCCAAAGCUUUUUACCCCCAGGAACCUAAAACUAAUACUGAUGAAUUUUUCAAAGACAUAAGCUCCUGCUGCCCACAGGAAGCAACAAUGCAAGAACAAGAUAUGCCGUUCUUGCGAGGAGGUCCAGGAAUGUACAAGGUAGUGAAGACAGGACCUUCUGGCCACAACAUCAGAAGCUGCCCUAACCUUAGAGGUAUCCCAAUUGGAAUGUUAGUUCUGGGAAACAAAGUCAAAGCAGUGGGAGAGGUAACCAAUUCUGAAGGUACAUGGGUGCAGCUGGAUAAGAACAGCAUGGUAGAGUUCUGUGAGAGUGAUGAAGGAGAGGCAUGGUCCUUAGCUAGAGACAGAGGCGGAAACCAGUACCUCCGACAUGAAGAUGAACAAGUGCUUCUGGAUCAGAAUUCUCAAACUCCUCCUCCAAGCCCUUUCUCAGUACAAGCUUUCAAUAAAGGGGCAAGUUGCAGUGCCCAAGGAUUUGAUUAUGGACUCGGAAAUAAUAAAGGUGACCAACUGAGUGCCAUAUUGAAUUCAAUUCAGUCACGGCCCAAUCUCCCAGCUCCUUCCAUCUUUGAUCAAGCUGCAAAACCUCCCUCUUCCCUAGUCCACAGCCCAUUUGUGUUCGGACAGCCCCUUUCCUUCCAGCAAGCUCAGCUUCAGAAAUCUCCAUCUCGCAACCUUGCUUCUCGUGAGCGCAUUUACAAAAAUUAUGGUGUAGCUGGGCCUGCCUCUGCUCUUUCAUCUCUGUCUCACAAACUGAAGGGUGACCGAGGAACUAUCUCAACAUCUUCUAGACCAGUCUGUACAUCAGGAAAAUCAGAACUGUCCUCCAAACACAGCAGAUCCAUUAAACCUGAUGGACGUAUGAGCCGGACUACUGCUGAUCAAAAGAAACCAAGGGGUACAGACGGUUUAUCAGCUAGUGAAUCCCUCAUGUUGAAAUCUGAUGCUGCAAAGUUGAGGUCAGAUUCUCAUAGUAGGUCAUUGUCCCCCAACCAUAAUACCUUGCAGACAAUGAAAUCUGAUGGGAGGAUGUCUUCUAGUUUCAGAGCUGAAUCCCCGGGACCAGGUUCUCGGCCAUCGUCUCCUAAGCCAAAGACUCUCCCCGCCAAUAGGUCUAGCCCAUCUGGUGCUAGUUCUCCCCGCUCCUCCUCACCACAUGAUAAAAAUCUACCUCAAAAAAGCGCGGCUCCUGUUAAGACAAAACUUGAUCCUCCUCGGGAACGUUCCAAAUCAGACUCUUACACACUUGAUCCAGACACCCUCCGCAAGAAGAAAAUGCCUCUCACAGAACCAUUAAGGGGACGGUCAACAUCACCGAAACCCAAACCAGUACCAAAGGAUUCAAAAGAUUCCCCCGGAUCUGAAAAUAGAGCUCCUUCUCCCCAUGUGGUACAAGAAAACCUUCACAGUGAGGUGGUGGAAGUCUGCACUUCAAGUACGUUAAAAACAAACAGCCUAACGGAUAGCACCUGUGAUGAAAGCAGUGAAUUUAAGAAUGUGGAUGAAGGCUCAAAUAAAGUUCAUUUCAGCAUAGGAAAAGCCCCGCUGAAAGAGGAACAAGACAUGAGAGCAUCCCCUAAAAUAAGUCGAAAAUGUGCUAAUAGACACACCAGGCCCAAAAAGGAAAAAUCCAACUUUCUCUUCAAAGGAGACGGAGCCAAACCUCUAGAGCCCGCCAAGCAAGCCAUGUCCCCUUCUGUGGCCGAGUGUGCCAGGGCAGUCUUUGCCUCCUUCCUGUGGCACGAAGGCAUAGUGCACGACGCGAUGGCUUGUUCUUCUUUCUUAAAGUUUAAUCCUGAACUUUCCAAAGAACACGCUCCUAUAAGAAGUAGUUUAAACAGUCAACAACCUACAGAAGAAAAGGAAACCAAAUUAAAAAAUAGACACUCAUUGGAAAUAUCAUCUGCACUGAAUAUGUUUAAUAUUGCACCUCAUGGACCAGAUAUAUCCAAAAUGGGUAGUAUCAACAAAAAUAAGGUGCUGUCUAUGCUUAAGGAGCCACCUCUGCAUGAAAAAUGUGAGGAUGGGAAAACCGAAGCCACUUUCGAAAUGUCCAUGCAUCACCCAAUGAAGUCAAAAUCUCCUCUUCCCUUGACUUUACAACAUUUGGUGGCUUUCUGGGAAGACAUCUCUUUGGCUACUAUCAAAGCAGCUUCCCAAAAUAUGAUUUUUCCAAGUCCUGGCUCUUGUGCAGUCCUUAAAAAGAAAGAGUGUGAAAAAGAGAAUAAGAAGGCCAAAAAAGAGAAAAAGAAAAAAGAAAAGGCAGAAGUUCGGCCCAGAGGUAAUUUAUUUGGUGAGAUGGCCCAGCUGGCAGUAGGAGGACCAGAGAAAGACACCAUCUGUGAGCUGUGCGGAGAGUCACAUCCAUACCCAGUGACAUACCACAUGAGACAAGCUCACCCAGGCUGUGGCCGUUAUGCUGGUGGACAAGGCUACAACAGCAUUGGGCACUUUUGUGGAGGAUGGGCUGGUAACUGUGGCGAUGGUGGCAUAGGAGGGAGCACUUGGUACCUGGUAUGUGAUCGCUGUCGGGAAAAGUACCUCCGUGAAAAACAGGCUGCUGCAAGGGAAAAGGUCAAACAAUCUAGGAGGAAGCCAAUGCAAGUGAAGACUCCUCGUGCCUUGCCCACCAUGGAAGCACACCAGGUGAUUAAAGCAAAUGCACUCUUCCUGCUGUCCCUGAGCAGUGCAGCGGAGCCAAGCAUCCUGUGUUACCAUCCUGCGAAACCGUUCCAGUCGCAGCUUCCCAUUGUGAAAGAGGGCAUUUCUGAGGACCUUCCUGUUAAAAUGCCUUGUCUCUACCUGCAGACCUUAGCGAGGCAUCAUCACGAAAAUUUUGUGGUCUAUCAGGAUGACAACUUAUUCCAGGAUGAAAUGAGAUACCUACGUUCAACAUCUGUACCUGCCCCCUACAUAUCAGUAACUCCUGAUGCCAGUCCUAAUGUAUUUGAAGAGCCAGAGAGCAACAUGAAGUCUAUGCCACCGAGUUUAGAAACUAGUCCCAUAACUGAUACUGAUCUUGCAAAGAGAACUGUCUUCCAAAGAUCAUACUCAGUUGUUGCUUCUGAAUAUGAUAAACAACACUCCAUUUUACCUGCACGAGUCAAAGCCAUUCCUAGAAGAAGAGUUAACAGUGGGGACACUGAAGUUGGCUCUUCUCUCUUGAGACAUCCAUCUCCAGAGCUUUCCCGGCUAAUCUCAGCCCACAGCUCUCUUUCCAAAGGAGAACGAAAUUUCCAAUGGCCAGUUUUAGCUUUCGUUAUACAGCAUCAUGAUCUAGAAGGUCUUGAAAUAGCAAUGAAACAGGCCUUAAGGAAAUCUGCUUGUCGAGUUUUUGCCAUGGAGGCUUUCAACUGGCUUCUAUGCAAUGUCAUCCAAACGACUUCCCUCCAUGACAUUCUGUGGCACUUUGUGGCAUCAUUGACUCCCGCUCCAGUGGAACCAGAAGAAGAAGAGGACGAGGAAAAUAAAACGAACAAAGAAAAUGCAGAACAAGAAAAAGAUACAAGAGUGUGUGAACAUCCACUCUCAGACAUAGUGAUUGCAGGCGAAGCCGCUCAUCCUUUACCACAUACAUUUCACCGCUUGCUUCAGACGAUCUCCGAUCUCAUGAUGUCCCUCCCCAGCGGCAGUUCAUUACAGCAGAUGGCCCUGAGAUGCUGGAGUCUGAAAUUCAAGCAGUCCGAUCACCAAUUCCUCCAUCAGAGCAACGUCUUUCAUCACAUUAACAAUAUUUUGUCAAAAUCAGAUGAUGGAGAUAGUGAAGAGAGUUUUAGCAUCAGUAUUCAGUCUGGCUUUGAAGCUAUGAGUCAGGAAUUAUGCAUAGUCAUGUGCUUAAAGGACUUAACCAGCAUUGUUGACAUAAAAACGUCAAGCCGGCCUGCCAUGAUUGGCAGUUUGACAGAUGGCUCCACAGAGACUUUUUGGGAAUCAGGAGAUGAGGAUAAAAACAAAACUAAGAACAUCACCAUCAACUGUGUAAAAGGAAUCAAUGCUCGCUACGUAUCUGUUCACGUGGAUAAUUCCCGAGAUCUUGGGAAUAAAGUUACCUCAAUGACCUUCUUAACUGGCAAAGCAGUGGAAGAUUUGUGCAGAAUAAAGCAGGUGGAUCUGGAUUCCAGGCACAUUGGUUGGGUAACAAGUGAACUUCCAGGAGGAGAUAAUCACAUCAUCAAAAUUGAAUUAAAGGGCCCAGAAAAUACACUGCGAGUCCGACAAGUAAAGGUCUUGGGCUGGAAGGAUGGUGAAAGCACGAAAAUUGCGGGCCAGAUUUCAGCCAGUGUGGCCCAGCAGAGGAACUGUGAAGCUGAGACUCUACGAGUGUUCAGACUCAUCACAUCUCAAGUGUUUGGGAAGCUCAUCUCGGGAGAUGCUGAACCAACGCCUGAACAAGAAGAAAAAGCACUGUUGUCAUCACCUGAAGGAGAGGAAAAAGUAUACAAUGCGACAUCAGAUGCUGACCUGAAAGAACAUAUGGUUGGAAUCAUAUUCAGCAGGAGUAAACUGACCAACUUGCAAAAACAGGUUUGUGCUCACAUAGUUCAGGCCAUUCGCAUGGAAGCCACCAGAGUUCGUGAAGAAUGGGAACAUGCCAUAUCAAGCAAAGAAAAUGCCAAUUCUCAGCCCAAUGAUGAAGAUGCCUCCUCUGAUGCUUACUGCUUUGAACUGCUCUCUAUGGUCUUGGCGUUGAGCGGCUCCAAUGUGGGCCGGCAAUAUCUGGCUCAGCAGCUCACUCUGCUCCAGGAUCUCUUCUCGCUGCUCCACACAGCAUCGCCUCGAGUCCAGAGACAGGUGACCUCCUUACUAAGACGAGUUUUGCCCGAAGUGACCCCCAGCCGUCUGGCCAGCAUCAUAGGCGUGAAAUCCCUCCCCCCAGCAGACAUCAGUGAUAUCAUUCACUCCACAGAGAAAGGGGAUUGGAACAAGCUGGGCAUCUUGGACAUGUUUCUGGGCUGCAUUGCCAAAGCGCUCACAGUACAGCUGAAGGCCAAAGGGACUACCAUCACAGGAACAGCAGGAACCACCGUGGGCAAAGGGGUUACCACAGUCACCCUUCCGAUGAUUUUCAAUUCCAGUUACAUUCGACGAGGUGAAAGUCAUUGGUGGAUGAAGGGCUCAACUCCCACCCAGAUCUCAGAGAUCAUCAUUAAACUUAUUAAGGACAUGGCGGCAGGUCAUCUGUCAGAAGCAUGGUCCCGUGUGACCAAAAAUGCCAUUGCAGAAACCAUCAUUGCCUUGACCAAGAUGGAGGAAGAAUUCAGAUCUCCAGUGAGAUGUAUUGCAACAACAAGGCUCUGGCUCGCGCUAGCCUCCCUGUGCGUUCUGGAUCAGGACCAUGUGGAUCGUCUCUCCUCUGGAAGAUGGAUGGGAAAGGAUGGACAACAAAAACAAAUGCCUAUGUGUGAUAACCAUGAUGAUGGUGAAACUGCCGCGAUCAUUUUAUGCAACGUAUGUGGGAAUUUAUGUACCGACUGUGACAGAUUCCUUCAUCUUCAUCGGCGAACCAAAACUCAUCAGAGACAGGUCUUCAAAGAAGAAGAAGAAGCUAUAAAGGUUGACCUUCAUGAAGGCUGCGGUAGAACCAAAUUGUUUUGGUUGAUGGCACUCGCAGAUUCUAAAACCAUGAAAGCAAUGGUGGAAUUCCGAGAGCACACAGGCAAACCCACCACAAGUAGCUCAGAAGCAUGCCGCUUCUGUGGUUCCAGAAGUGGAACAGAGUUAUCUGCUGUUGGCAGUGUUUGUUCUGAUGCAGAUUGCCAGGAAUACGCUAAGAUAGCCUGUAGUAAGACGCACCCUUGUGGCCAUCCGUGCGGAGGUGUGAAAAACGAAGAGCACUGUCUGCCCUGUCUGCACGGCUGCGAUAAAACCGCCACCGCCCUGAAGCAGGAUGCGGACGACAUGUGCAUGAUAUGCUUCACCGAGGCGCUCUCGGCAGCACCGGCCAUCCAGCUGGACUGUAGUCACGUAUUCCACUUACAGUGCUGUCGGCGAGUUUUGGAAAACAGAUGGCUUGGUCCAAGGAUAACGUUUGGAUUUAUAUCUUGUCCCAUCUGCAAGUUCUCCCUAUUUUCUUCAGAUUUUCAGAACAAAAUCAAUCAUAUAGUAUUAAAAGACCUGCUUGACCCAAUAAAAGAACUCUAUGAGGAUGUCAGAAGAAAAGCCUUAAUGCGAUUGGAAUAUGAAGGUCUGCAUAAGAGUGAAGCCAUCACAACUCCUGGAGUGAGAUUUUAUAAUGACCCAGCUGGCUAUGCCAUGAAUAGAUAUGCAUAUUAUGUUUGCUACAAAUGCAGAAAGGCAUACUUUGGUGGCGAAGCUCGCUGUGAUGCCGAGGCUGGACAAGGGGACGACUAUGAUCCCAGAGAGCUCAUUUGUGGUGCCUGUUCUGACGUGUCCAGGGCUCAGAUGUGUCCGAAACAUGGCACAGACUUCUUGGAGUAUAAAUGUCGCUACUGCUGCUCGGUGGCUGUCUUUUUCUGUUUUGGAACGACACAUUUUUGUAAUGCUUGUCACGAUGAUUUUCAAAGGAUGACGAGCAUUCCUAAGGAGGAACUACCACACUGUCCUGCAGGUCCCAAAGGCAAACAGUUAGAAGGAACUGAAUGUCCACUCCAUGUUGUUCAUCCACCCACCGGGGAAGAGUUUGCUCUGGGUUGUGGAGUGUGCAGAAAUGCUCACACUUUUUAAAACACUCAGAUUCCUGUGUCUGUGGAGAGAAAAGUUGCCUUCAUCCUCUAACCGGAUGUGGUAAAGUUUAAACUCUGCUCAGGAUAAGGACGGGACCAUUUUUACAUCCAUGAAAAUGAACCAUUCACAGUGCAAGAAGGAUGCCAAAUACCGUGUACAUAAUUCUUGCUAUGGAAAGUUUCCCCAUUAUUUUGGUUUAUUUUCUUUGAGCCAAGACAUCAGACUUGUGAGGUGUUUGCAUGUGGCCAUUACCGUCAUUGGCCUGUGAGGCAUUGGACAUUUAUAGAUAAUUGACAUAAAAAGAAUCACCAUGUCCACGGACUAAGAAUGAUGCUGGCUUUCAAGCAGAAAAAGGAAAAAAAUCAUUGUUUAUUGUAUACUGCCUUUUUGUAAUCCUGUACAAUUGCAUCACGGGUGGGGAUAAAAAGAAGAAUAUUCUGGUUUAUUUCUUAGACUGUUAUUUAAAAAAUUGUGUUAGGAUGGCAUAUAAAUGUAAUAAGUAUUACACUGUAUAUAAAGAUAUUCAAUGUUUGUCCUCUAUAAGAAUUAUUAAAUUACAAAUGCAGUUUCAUUUAAACUUCUAGGUUAAGUUUGAGCCUGAAAUUUUAAUGAAGUGCAAUACUGAGUGUGCCUCAUUACCCUGCAGCUGUAAACACAUCGGAAUGUACAUGUCAAUAAACCACUGUGCAUUUUUAUACAGUGAUAAAGC